AACGACGGCCAUGGCUGACAUCGCUUCUCACCCCUUUGGAAACCUCAGAGUGGCUCCAGUCGAAGAGUACCGCAAGCGCAAGGUCGCACUUAUCUCCGGUAUCACCGGGCAGGACGGUUCUUACCUUACCGAACUGCUUCUCGAAAAGGGCUAUGAGGUACACGGGAUCAUCCGUAGAUCGUCCAGUUUCAACACAAAUCGUCUCCAUCAUCUCUAUGAAGACCAACAUGAACGCCCGAAUAAGUUCAAACUGCAUUAUGGUGACCUUGGCGACAGUACCAACCUUGUGUACAUCAUCGCCUCAGUUCAACCAACGGAAGUAUACAAUCUCGGCGCACAAUCUCACGUAAAAGUUUCGUUUGAGAUGGCUGAAUAUACCGGUGACAUCGAUGGCCUUGGCACCUUGCGUCUUUUGGAUGCUAUUCGUACUUGUGGACUUGAGAAGCAUGUCCGAUUCUACCAGGCCUCGACAUCUGAGCUUUAUGGAAAGGUUGUUGAGACUCCGCAAACUGAAAAGACUCCAUUCUAUCCCCGUAGUCCAUACGGUGCUGCCAAGUUAUAUGCGUUCUGGAUUACUGUAAACUAUAGGGAAGCAUAUGGGAUGUAUGCGUGCAACGGAAUCCUGUUUAAUCACGAAAGCCCUCGACGCGGCAGAACCUUCGUAACACGGAAGAUUUCUCGCGCUGCGGCUGAAAUAAAAUUAGGCAAGCAGCACUGUCUGUACUUAGGUAACUUGGAUGCACGACGUGACUGGGGUCAUGCAAAAGACUAUGUCGAAGGCAUGUGGCGCAUGCUGCAGCAGCCCGAACCAGAGGACUUUGUUCUUGCUACUGGCGAGACGCAUCCAGUCAGGGAAUUUGUUGAAAAGGCAUUUGCAGAGCUUGACGUGCACAUCAAAUGGCAAGGCACUGGUGAGAAAGAAGAAGGUAUUGACACCAAGACAGAGAAGGUUAUUGUAAAAGUCGACCCGCGCUAUUUCCGUCCGGCAGAAGUCGACCUUCUCCUCGGCAAUCCGGCAAAAGCAGAGUCAAAACUUGGAUGGAAGCGUAUUGUUGAUUUCGACUCGCUUGUCAAGGAGAUGGUCCAGGCUGAUCUGAAAGCUGCCAUGAAUCUCAUCGAGGAUCAAAAUUAGGCUUGUUUGAAUUGGUAUCAGGGCACCAGAACACUUACUGUUAUGGCAUGGGGUAAUUGUUUUGAAUGCGAGGUUUCCCGUGUUACAAUACGUACUUUGCCCCGUCCAGUCCAGUCCCCUUCCUCUGUGUCAUCAUUCCUGUGUUUUCUAAAAGGCGAUCGUUUCCAUCAUCCUGGAUUUGGUACUUCGUCUGACUCCAUAGACACUUUUCUUGUGAUGAAUUGACGGAAUUUCAUGAAUAUAUUAUCAAUUUGACAUGACG
Messenger RNA from Fomitiporia mediterranea MF3/22, 1394 nucleotides. RefSeq names its product GDP-mannose 4,6-dehydratase. The transcript is spliced from 7 exons. Gene Ontology annotation, biological process: GDP-mannose metabolic process. The record is from RefSeq and is a predicted model, not a curated record. Gene Ontology annotation, molecular function: GDP-mannose 4,6-dehydratase activity. NCBI's taxonomy places the organism in Eukaryota, Fungi, Basidiomycota, Agaricomycetes, Hymenochaetales, Hymenochaetaceae. Bases 11 to 1132 code for a protein of 373 amino acids.